Molecule: messenger RNA, 3228 nt
Organism: Owenia fusiformis
Lineage: Eukaryota; Metazoa; Annelida; Polychaeta; Sabellida; Oweniidae
Source: the annotation of a GenBank genome assembly
AUGUAUAGUUUUGAAGGGCAAUAUAAAAGAAAACCUAUCCAAGCCCUGGGUGGAGCUAGUAAGAAGGAACAAAAAGAUGUACUGUUAGAGAAUGCACGAGCUGAGAGACAAAAGCGUGAGGAUAGCCGCAAACAGACACAAGCUGCUAUAAAGAUACAGUCAUAUAUCAGAGGCUCUUGGGCCAGAAAGAACAAGAGAGAAGCAUGUAGAUUACAAUAUGAUGGAAAUCUUGGCCAACUAUCAAGCAACAGAGCCACACAAGAACAAUUGGUUUUCCUUAUCAGAAACCUAGUUUACUGCUACAGAACUGAAUUAGACCAGCAAAGAUUGGUUAGUCUUUGCCAGAUAUGUUUGAAACAGAAAGACAUGGUGGCAUCUAUGGUUUGUGAAGGAAGGUUGCCUCAAUGGGGAUCCAUACUGGCCAUGUGUUGUGGCCACCUAGCAAAUAUUGCAAAUGAAGCCAGUCAGAACAUUACAGUUCCAUUGAGGGUUGUAGAGAUAUUUACAAGCAGUAAGACAUAUAUAGAGUCUGGCCUUGAUCGCUCUAGGGAAGUACAGUUUAUGACACAUCUCCAUGGAAACCUAGUUGAAAGAGGAUAUUUCAAGUGUAUGUAUGCACUAAUUAACGGUAGAGUACCUGACAGUAUAGAGAACUCCCCAACUCCCCCUACACCUAUGGCAGCUAGUGUAUAUGAACUCUUGGUGAAACCUCUAGCAGUUGUCAACUAUAAACAUGUUACAGAUAAUACAAAACAGACGAUUUUGGAGGCUUUAUGUAGAGAAGUGUUCUGUGUUGAGUACUCAAUACAAGCCAACAAUUUUAUCAUACCAGCCUUGGUAUAUGGGAAUUCCAAAUUCCCAUUUGCCGAUAUGUUGCAUGCAUUAUUACCCAACGAGAAGACCCAACAUGUCAAAGAUGACGAUUAUAAGAGAAUGAUAUUGACUGUGCCACAGACCCCUUGGUUACUUGGAGUUCUAUUGAAGUUAUCAGAAAAAUAUUUAGGCUCAGUGUCGCAACAAGAUCUCCUCUGUUACCUAGAAAUUUUACAAGCAUUGAUACCAUGUCUUCCGACCCCCAAAGAUCUAGGGACGUUACAACAAGAAGACUCUGAUUCUGAGGAUGAUGAUGCCAUGUGUAUUGAGGUUGACAGUAAGCUAACAGAGCUUAAAGAUGAUUGCAUUACAAAGAUAGACGCACCCUCCCACAUAGCAUGUAUCAUAUCCACAGUACAAGACAAUCCAGAUGAGGCGACCAUAACUGCAGUCUGCACACUUUGCCAUGCUCUCAUGUCAGAUCAAAAAAUUAGUGUGCAUAAAUCGGGAUUACUGAAUUCACUAGCUUACAAUAGUCAAUUGGUGCAAUACAUGUGGAAAUGCUGUACUGCUGUAUCUAGUCUCUCAAUUACAAAAAAACGGGUCCCUUUACUGCAGCAGCUAUCACGAGGGUUAGAAAUAUCACGGGAGAAUCUUGAUCAAAUCGUCUCACUUUUAGCCACCUUUUGUUCUCUAUUCAGUCACUCAAUUACUACCCUCCAUGAUUCUGAAUUCCACGGUGAUGAAGGAGGUUCACAUAUGCCAUUUAAAGUAUCAGAACUUGUACCUAUGAGUUUGGAAUUAAGAAAUGCCUGCCUUGGUAUAAUAGAACUGGCCCAUCCUGACACCAAACCAACACUUAGGGAGGAUUAUAGAAAAGCAUUCCAGAGUGUAGGAGUCAACCUGCUUGACACUCUGUCCAAAGAACAGCUAGAGUAUAAGAGAAAGACUUGGGCUCAUCUUUUCAAGGUAAUAAGCCAUCUAGUGAAGCAGUUACAUGCGAGGGACACUAGGAGACCUUUCUGUUCCUUUGGGCAUUGGUUGGCCCCUCAAGUGAACAUACAGGCUGACAAGCCAUCCCAGAUUUUCACAUCUCUAGAGCAGUUUGUGAGGAAACCAUUUGGUGCAAAAAGUAUUCUGAACACAGAUAGAUAUGCUGAAGAAGAGGAAGGUCCCCCACUCUCCACAAUGGAGGUGAAAAAUCUCACAAUUCUCACUGAGUUGCCAUUUGUGUUGCCAUUCCAGGAGCGAGUUAAGAUAUUCCACAAGCUGAUUCAGCGAGAAAAGACAGAACACCAAGACGACAGAGGAGGCUUUAUGUUGGGUCCCGCAAUUAGUGUCAUGAUUAGACGCAACUAUAUUUAUGAAGAUGCCUUUGAUAAACUUUCCCCUGAAAAUGAACCCAACAUGAAACUGCGAAUGCGGGUCCAGUUGGUGAAUGCAGCGGGUCUUGAUGAAGCUGGAAUAGAUGGCGGUGGCAUCUUCAGAGAAUUCCUCAGUGUACUCCUUAAAACUGGUUUUGAUCCAAAUCGAGGAUUCUUUAAGUCUACAAGUGAUAAACUGCUGUAUCCCAACUGUCAGGCCCAUCUAUUGGUGGAUAACUACACUAAACAUUUCUACUUUCUUGGUAGAAUGCUGGGAAAGGCUUUGUAUGAAAAUCUGAUGGUUGAGUUACCAUUUGCAAGUUUCUUUUUGUCAAAGAUCUUAAGUCGACAUGAUAAUAUAGACAUUGAUAAUCUGGCAUCACUCGACCCUGACCUCUACAAGAAUUUGCUGUUUGUCAGAAACUACGAUGGAGAUGUGAGUGAGCUAGGUUUAGAUUUCACUGUGGGUAAUGAUGCAUUGGGUGAGAUGGAAAUAGAAGAACUGAAGCCAGGUGGUCGUGACAUUGCAGUUACCAAGGAUAACAGGAUUGAGUACAUCCAUCUCAUGGCUCACUACAGACUGAACAAACAGAUUAGACCCCACUGCUAUGCAUUCAGACAGGGACUGGCUGAUGUUGUCAACCUGGAGUGGCUGAGAAUGUUUGACCAGCAUGAACUUCAAGUGCUGACAUCUGGUGCUCAAGUGCCUGUUGAUCUGGAAGAUCUCAAAAAUCAUACAAAUUAUUCAGGUGGAUACACAUCUGACCAUCCAGUUAUCAAAGCUUUCUGGCAGACAGUUGCAGAAUUCUCAGAUAAUCAGAAGCGUUACUUGCUAAAGUUUGUCACCAGUUGCUCUCGGCCGCCAUUGUUAGGAUUCAAGGAUCUAUUCCCUGUGUUCUGUAUCCACUGUGCCGGAAAUGAGGCAGACAGAUUACCAACCGCCAGUACAUGUAUGAACUUACUCAAGCUCCCUGAGUUCAAAGAUGCUCAGACAUUGAAGACCAAACUACUCUAUGCAAUAGAAUCACAUGCAGGAUUUGAACUAAGUUAA